CUGAACAAGUGGAGAAAUCAUGAAUCAUCACUGAGGGCCUGAAGUCGAAGCUUAGAUUUUCUACAGCCGGUUAACUUCAGUUAAUUAUUUGCCCGGUUGCUAACACUAGUCCACUCGGCAUAGCCUGGUUAUUGGAGUGAAGCAGUUAAGUUGUUUUAACGUCGCAAAACCGGUGGCCUAAUUUAACGUUAGCCGUCUGUGUGGCGUUAGCUACAAGCUUCAGUUAAACUUGUAAACACUUUUGUGAAAGAUGGCUGACAACGGAGCACACCCGGCUGAGGAGGACCCAGCCGCAGCUUUCCUGGCCCAACAGGAGAGUGAGAUAGCGGGGAUAGAGAACGACGGAGACGGGUUUGGGGCGCUGGAGGGAGCGGACGGCCAACAGCCUCCUGAGCAGCAGCAGGAGACCAACUAUGACGGUUUCGAGGAGGAGCCUGCCACAGUGAACGGGGAUAUGUUUCAGGAGUCCAAUGGCCCAACAGACAGCUAUGCAGCUAUCGCCCAGGUUGAUAUUCAGAGGCAAGAGCCGGAGAGUUUACGCAAGUGGAGGGAGGAGCAGAAGACACGCCUUGAAGCAUUGGACUCAGCAUCUAAGGCGGCAGAGGCAGAGUGGAGAGAGAAAGCCAAAAAGGAGCUGGAGGACUGGCAUGUACACCAGAACGAGCAGAUGGAGAAGAACAAGGCCAACAACAGACUCUGUCCAAGUCUGACACGAGCAUCAGAGGAGGCUUUCUUGGCCGAGAGCGACGGCGACAGUCCGGGAUCGGCAUGGGAGAGAGUAGCCCGUCUGUGCGACUUCAAUCCGAAAACCAACAAACAGGCAAAGGAUGUUUCUCGAAUGCGCUCUGUCCUCAUCUCUCUCAAACAGACACCUCUAGUUCGCUAGAGGAGCUUUUCAGGGCGAAUUUUGUUCUAGAAACAUUGCCUUUUUUCAGUUUUAACCUCACGUCGCAUCAGAAGAGUUUGUACGCUCCUUUUCCAUAAAAUACCUGGUAUGUUUUAUAACCUUUGAAAACUUCCCGCCUUUCCUGUUGCCUGUUAUAUUGAAAUAAUAUACUUAACCUCACUCUUGUGAGAAGAUGAAGGACUGCUCUAUUGUUACGACAUCAUUUAGCUGGUCAGUUUUAUCACUGCUACACUUAAGAAAAUAUUGUUACUGUAAGUUAAUCAUCUUUCCUUCCCCCUUUUAAAUUAUGGAUCAUUAGGUCAACUCUCUUGCAUGCCUCUGCCAAUAUUUUGGAUGCACAAUUUUUAGUUGUUUUAUAAAUUUGCAUAUUUGGUCGAUGUCAGCCACUUGCUUAUUGAGCACUAUUACAGAUUAGAUUGUAACCACUUAUGCCUCUCAACAACGUAGAACCAUAUACACAAACACUUUGUUGUAUUUAUAACCCUAAUUACGUAUUUAAGAUAGCUAACGUAUUUUUUUCUCUUUCAAAAUACAUAAGCUUGUGGCCUUUUUGAUCUUGCUCUUGCUCCAGUUUUGAGUAUUCAGCCAGGUGGAUUUCCCUCCCAAUUAGGCAAAAAUUUCAGCAAAAAGUAUUCACAACCAAAGAUUUCUGCUGUCAUCUAAAUUUUCCAGAGUUCGCAUGAAUUAACGGCUUGUGCGAUUUCUUGUUUCACUGAUUGUGUUGGUACAUUUCGUGCAGCAUUAUUCUGUUACACUUAUAUGUUUUUAGAUUUUUUAAACAGCAAUCAACAAGGUGUCAAUUUCCACAGUAACGUCUACACAUUGUUUCACAUGUUGCCUAUUUGGACAUUAUGAAAACUGAAAAAAAAAAAAGUGAAUGUUAAAAGGGAACUGGAAAAUAAAGACAAUGGAGUAUGAUCACCUAAA
This is a messenger RNA of Thunnus maccoyii (southern bluefin tuna), 1834 nucleotides long. RefSeq names its product clathrin, light chain B (gene cltb). Lineage: Eukaryota; Metazoa; Chordata; Actinopteri; Scombriformes; Scombridae. The coding region runs from base 251 to 886 and encodes 211 amino acids. The transcript is spliced from 6 exons. Gene Ontology annotation, molecular function: structural molecule activity; clathrin heavy chain binding. The record is from RefSeq and is a predicted model, not a curated record. Gene Ontology annotation, biological process: intracellular protein transport; clathrin coat assembly; clathrin-dependent endocytosis. Gene Ontology annotation, cellular component: synaptic vesicle membrane; postsynaptic endocytic zone cytoplasmic component; plasma membrane.